Molecule: messenger RNA, 488 nt
Organism: Chara braunii
Lineage: Eukaryota; Viridiplantae; Streptophyta; Charophyceae; Charales; Characeae
Source: the annotation of a GenBank genome assembly
AAGAUGACAAAGAUGCUGAAGAAGAUGACGAAGAGGACGAGGGUGAUGGGGAGGACAGCGACGGUGAUGGCGACGAGGACAGCGACGGUGGUGGCGACGAGGACGGUGAAGAUGAUGGCACUGAUGAUGGCGCCGACAAGGGGUAAGGAGAUGGCAAAGGUGACGGUGAUUGUCACAAAGGACAUGGCGAAGAAGACCACGAAGAAGACCGAGAAGAUGGCAAAGAUGUCGAAGAUGAUGGCGCCAAUGAUGGCGAAGACGACGGUGACGGUCACAAAGGACAUGGCGAAGAAGACCGUGAACAUGGUGAAGAUGGCAAAGAUGGAAGAGAUGGAGAAGAUGGUGAAGAUGGUGAAGAUGGGGAAUAAGAUGGCUAUGAAGAUGGGUACGAAGAUGGGUCCGAUAUCGAAAGGUCCCCUGAGCGAUGGGUUGUCUUGGCACUUCUCGGACUGCCGGUCUUGGUGAAAAAAUCAAAGGAAAAUCUUGGG